Messenger RNA from Tuber melanosporum (Perigord truffle), 1460 nucleotides. RefSeq lists its product as uncharacterized. Gene Ontology annotation, cellular component: nucleus. The coding region runs from base 1 to 1293 and encodes 430 amino acids. Gene Ontology annotation, biological process: mRNA splicing, via spliceosome. The transcript has 3 exons. Lineage: Eukaryota; Fungi; Ascomycota; Pezizomycetes; Pezizales; Tuberaceae. Gene Ontology annotation, molecular function: RNA lariat debranching enzyme activity. The record is from RefSeq and is a predicted model, not a curated record.
AUGUCAGCAAUUCAAAUUGCUGUUGAGGGCUGCGGCCAUGGGACCCUAAAUGCGAUCUACGAUUCGAUAGCACGUACCUGCAAGAUCAGUAGAUUACCACUGGUAGACCUCCUCAUCAUCGGCGGGGACUUCCAAGCGGUCCGAAAUCUGCGGGAUCUCAAUGUCAUGUCUUGUCCACCAAAAUACCGCGUUCUAGGGGAUUUCCACGAGUACUACUCAGGUGUCCGCAAGGCUCCAAUGCUUACUGUAUUCGUUGGUGGGAACCAUGAGGCUAGUUCUCACCUCUGGGAAUUGCUAUACGGUGGUUGGGUUGCUCCAAACAUCUACUACCUGGGCGCUGCUUCCGUCAUGAACUUCCGAGGGCUGAGGAUUGGUGGCCUGAGUGGGAUUUACAACGGGCGGGAUUAUGCCCGCCUACGUGACGAGCGGUUACCAUAUUUCCCGAGCGAGAUAAAAAGCAUCUACCACGUUCGGCAGUACGACGUCUUCAAACUUUAUCAGAUCAAUGAGCCUGUAGAUGUUAUGAUUAGCCAUGAUUGGCCAAGUGGAAUCGAACACCAUGGCGAUUUGAAUGAGCUUCUUAGGCGGAAGAGUUUUUUCAGGAGUGAUAUUGAGAAGGGAGAGUUGGGAAGCCCGCCUGCAAGAAGCUUACUGAAUAAAUUGAAACCAAGGUAUUGGUUUUCUGCCCAUCUGCAUGUCAAGUUUGCCGCACUAGUGGAUCAUGGAAAUAAGGUUACCAACUUCUUAGCUCUAGAUAAGUGUCUCCCCCACCGCCAAUUCCUCCAACUCCUCACAAUCCCCGUUACAAAAUCCAAGCCCGGCCUCUCCUAUGAUCCGGAAUGGCUAGCAAUAACCCGCGUUUUAAACCCCUAUCUCCACAAACACCCCUCAGCCCUCAACUCCGACGCCUUUAAGGAAGCUAUCGGCCCGAUGAUUGCCGAAGAGCGGAGGUGGGUAGAAGAAAAUAUUGUUGCAAAAGGAAAGUUGGAUGUCCCCGAGAACUUUCAGAUCACUGCGCCUAUUCAUGAAGGUAGUCUGACUGCCCGGGAGGACCGCUUGCCGGAGAGCUACGUUAAUACCCAGACGACGGCGUUUUGUGAAUUGUUGGAGAUCGAGGAUGGGACUAGGUUUGCGCCGCCAGGGAGUGAAGGAAAGGAGGAGAAGUACAGGAGUUUUGUGGCUAAUGGAGGUGGGAGUUAUCCACGUGGGGGAAGAGGUGGUGGGGGUAGAGGCGGUGGAGGAAGAGGUGGGAGAGGUAUGCGGGGGGGAGGUGGAGGGAGAGGCAGGAGGUGAGAUUGAUGAGAAUCGCUGCUAGGAUGGACUCCUAGGUGAAUGAUGUUGGAUUCUAUAGCUAGCGUGAAAUAGCAUUUGUAAUAAUAGCUAUUUUUGAGGUGAUAUACAUGUUCGGCUGGUCUAUCAUAAUUUACUUAGACCGACCCAAUACCGUAGUGUUUUCUUCC